AUGAAGCGUUUCUUAACUCAAAAGAGGUAUCUCACUACAUUCUACGAACUAUUUCCUCGUACUUUUCCAACUAAGACACCGAUAUGGUCAGUGGAUCAAUCAAAACUACGAAAGGAAUAUAGAGCCCUACAAGCCCAACAUCACCCUGAUAUGGCUCAAAAUUCUGAAGAGCUGGACACACACUCUUCAUUACUCAACAAGGCGUAUCACGUUUUGAAGGAGCCUCUAACUAGAUCGCAAUAUUUGAUCAAAUUAUUGGAUAAUGUUGAUUUAACGCAGGAUUCUGUGAAGGAGAAGAUUACUCAAAGUGAUCCCGAAAUUUUAAUGAAAGUCAUUGAAAUACAUGAACAAUUGAUGGAUAUUGAUACUGAAGAGGAUGUUAAAAAAAUCAGAAGAGAGAAUACAGAGAGAAUGGCCACGAUAGAAGGACAGUUAGAGAAUGCUUUUAAGAAGAAGGAUUUUGAAACGGCUAUAAAAUUGACUGUUGAGCUAAAAUACUGGUCGAAUGUGGCAUACGCAAUUAAAGAAUGGGCCCCAGGGAAGGAAAUUCAAAUUAAUAACCAUUAA
This is a messenger RNA of Naumovozyma castellii, 567 nucleotides long. It is a transcript of the gene JAC1, whose product is annotated as J-type chaperone JAC1. NCBI's taxonomy places the organism in Eukaryota, Fungi, Ascomycota, Saccharomycetes, Saccharomycetales, Saccharomycetaceae. The coding region runs from base 1 to 567 and encodes 188 amino acids. The record is from RefSeq and is a predicted model, not a curated record. The transcript has a single exon.